Molecule: messenger RNA, 486 nt
Organism: Penaeus monodon (black tiger shrimp)
Lineage: Eukaryota; Metazoa; Arthropoda; Malacostraca; Decapoda; Penaeidae
Exons: 1
Coding region: 1-486 (161 amino acids)
Source: RefSeq, a predicted model, not a curated record
AUGUCGGGCCCUCCCAAGAGGAUCCACCUGAAGGACGAUGCACAGCCCUUCGCCAUCCACAUGCCCAGGUUGAUUCCUUUAGCUUUCCAGGAGGCUGUGAAGACAGAGCUCACAUCUAUGGUGGCUCAGGGAGUUAUUGCUCCAGUUGACGAUGACCCGUCACCCUGGUGCCACCCCAUGGUGGCAGUAGCCAAACCCAACGGAGGAGUACAGAUCACAACUGAUCUAUGGAAACUUAAUAGACAAGUGUCCCACCCUACACAUCCCUCACCUACGCCAUUUGCAGCAAUCCGAAGUGUGGACCCUAAAGCCAGAUACUUCUCAACAAUAGAUGCCCUGUGUGGGUACUGGCAAAUCCCAUUAGCAGAGGACCAACAUCUGACUACUUUCAUUAUUCCACAGAGAAGAUACUGCUACCUCCGUGACCCCAUGGCUUUUGCAGCCAUGCCUUUUGCCUUCGUGGCGAUAGGGCCCUGCAGGGAGUGA